GGGACGGUUACUCCUCACGCGCGCGCGCCGCCGACCCCCGCCCCCGCGCCCCUCCUCCGUCGCCCCGCGCUCGGCGCCGCCGCUCUCGCCCUGGGCCCGCGCUCCUCCGGCCCUCGCGCCUUUCUCUGCCGGCCGGCGCUCCGCCAACUCGGGGCCGCCGACCCGCGCCCCUCCGCCGCCGCCCCGCACUCGGCACCGCCGCUCUCGCCCCGCGCUCUCCCCGGCCCGCGCUCCUCCAGCCCCCGCGCCGCCGAGCCGCGCGCCCCUCCUUCCCCGUCGCCACCGCCUCGCCGCUGCUUCGUCGCCGCCCAGGGAGCUCCCCCCGCAGGUGGAUCCGGAUCCGUGGCUACCGCCUCGCCGCCGCCCAGGGCGCUCCACCCGUCGUGCGUCUGCCAGCAGUUGGUGGGUCGGUCGUCCACAUCACCCCCACCCUCCGUUCUCCUCCCCUGAAACGAAAUCUCUGGUGCCUCAGCCAUCGCGGCAGGCCAGCAGCCUGGGCGUGGUGGCCCUUCGCCGCGGCUCCAGGGGCGACGUCAUCCCGGCUCUCCCACGCAGUGGCGGCGUGCGUCUCCUGCUGUGCCCCUGCCGCCCGCAUCCAGAGGUAUAUUUGGAGUGUUGUUCGCAAGGCUCUGAGAUGGCUGAUGGCGAUUCAUCUGACUUCACCUUCUGCAGGGUUAGUUCUGAAGAAAAUGACGGACAGUUAGGAUCUCCUAAAGCCAUUCCUGUGGCAAGUAUGUUGCUCGAGGAUGUUCAUGGUGAUAGUGCAAAAACUGCAAAGAAAGAUGGCUUGAAAGCCAAUGACUCAGAUAAAGAUAGGUCUGGUAACAGUGCUAGUGUAUCAAUACAAGACAGCAACAUGAAAGAACCAAUUACACAAACAAGUGGUGGAGCAGAAUCAAAUGUGUCGUCACAGGCAAAACCUUCAUCGAAGAAACCUGCAGUACGGAAAAAGGUUCCUUUCGAGAAGGGCUAUAGCCAAAUGGAUUGGCUAAAGCUGACACGAACACAUCCUGAUCUAGCUGGGCUCAAGGGGCAGUCAAAUCGAAGGUUAAUUUCUUUGGAAGAAGUUAAGCAGCAUAAAACUGGAGAUUGCAUUUGGACAGUUCUCAAAGGCCGUGUUUAUAAUAUCGCUCCAUACAUGAAAUUUCAUCCUGGAGGAGUUGAUAUGCUUAUGAAAGCUGCUGGAAAGGACUGCACUGCUUUGUUCAAUAAAUACCAUGCUUGGGUAAAUGCAGAGUUCCUUUUGGAGAAGUGCCUUGUCGGGUUCCUUGAUCCCAACGAGUAGAUCUCAAGGUUCAAGCCAAUGUGGCAUUUUAUCACUUUUGCACUACUGGACUAUUUGUAUAAGCACACUAGUAGAUGAAUUAAAGAAUGUAACUGUUCUAUUGUAUCACAAUGAGAAAACAAUAAUUCAUUUCGUCCUAAAAAGAAAGAGAGAAAUAAGCUUAGUGUCUGUUCGUCCUUAUAGAUGUGAGAAAAUCCAGGGAUAUACUGGUAUGCCAAUGAGAUGCGAAGUAAAUUGCAAUAAACAGUCAAAAUGAAGCC
Molecule: messenger RNA, 1545 nt
Organism: Panicum virgatum (switchgrass)
Lineage: Eukaryota; Viridiplantae; Streptophyta; Magnoliopsida; Poales; Poaceae
Product: cytochrome b5 domain-containing protein RLF-like
Exons: 6
Coding region: 635-1285 (216 amino acids)
Molecular function (GO): heme binding
Source: RefSeq, a predicted model, not a curated record